AUGGCGGACAAUAGUGACGUCAUAGACGUCACGUGGCCUGUAUCGAACUCCGGUGGAGUGUACUCCGAGUCAGACUCCGGUGGAGUGUACUCCGAGUCAAACUCCGGUGGAGUGUACUCAGAGUCAGACUCCGGUGGAGUGUACUCCGAGUCAAACUCCGGUGGAGUGUGCUCCGAGUCAAACUCCCGUGGAGUGUAUUCCGAGUCAGACUCCGGUGGAGUGUAUUCCGAGUCAGACUCCAGUGGAGUGUAUUCCGAGUCAGACUCCGGUGGAGUGUGCUCCGAGUCAGACUCCGGUGGAGUGUACUCCGAGUCAGACUCCGGUGGAGUGUACUCCGAGUCAGACUCCGGUGGAGUGUACUCCGAGUCAGACUCCGGUGGAGUGUACUCCGAGUCAGACUCCGGAGGAGUGUGCUCCGAGUCAGACUCCGGUGGAGUGUGCUCCGAGUCAGACUCCGGUGGAGUGUACUCCGAGUCAGACUCCAGUGGAGUGUACUCCGAGUCAGACUCCGGUGGAGUGUACUCCGAGUCGGACUCCAGUGGAGUGUAUUCCGAGUCAGACUCCAGUGGAGUGUGCUCCGAGUCAGACUCCGGUGGAGUGUACUCCGAGUCAGACUCCAGUGGAGUGUACUCCGAGUCAGACUCCAGUGGAGUGUAUUCCGAGUCAGACUCCGGUGGAGUGUACUCCGAGUCGGACUCCAGUGGAGAGAACAGAGAGAAAUUUCUCUGUUCCUGUCUUCAGCUGCAGGUGUUGUAUGGAGUCGUUCUUUUGUUGGGGGCCAUUAACGGAGAAGAAGCCAGACUUCAACCCCCGGACAGGGUCCGAAAACUAUCCAAGAACUGUGGGACAAAGUUCGUGAGGUAUGCGAUCGUUACUGCGGUUCGAGUAGAUGUUGGGGUGGAAAGUGUUCAAGCCAAACGCCAUUCUCACAAGCAAUUAUUCUCCGUAGACGACAUGGGAGAAGCAUAG
Messenger RNA from Branchiostoma floridae (Florida lancelet), 969 nucleotides. RefSeq names its product protein rtoA-like. Bases 1 to 969 code for a protein of 322 amino acids. The record is from RefSeq and is a predicted model, not a curated record. Lineage: Eukaryota; Metazoa; Chordata; Leptocardii; Amphioxiformes; Branchiostomatidae. The transcript has 2 exons.